Molecule: messenger RNA, 2514 nt
Organism: Antechinus flavipes (yellow-footed antechinus)
Lineage: Eukaryota; Metazoa; Chordata; Mammalia; Dasyuromorphia; Dasyuridae
Gene: MFAP2
Product: microfibril associated protein 2
Exons: 8
Coding region: 848-1444 (198 amino acids)
Biological process (GO): embryonic eye morphogenesis
Cellular component (GO): microfibril
Source: RefSeq, a predicted model, not a curated record
UCUCUUCCUUCCUUUCUUUUUUCUUUCUUCUUCCCUUCUUUUUCCUCCUUUCCUCCAUCCUUCCCUCUCUUCCUCCCUCCUUUCUUCCCUCCCUCUCUUCCUUCCUUUCAUUCUUCCUUUUUCUUCUCUUUCUUCCUUCUUCCCUUCUUUUUCCUCAUUUCCUCCAUCCUUCCCUCUCUUCCUUCCUUUCCUUUCUUUCAUUUUUCAUUCCUUUUUUCCCCUCUUCCUUCCUUCCCUUUUUUGUAAGGCCAGAUUUUCCCCAUUCUGCUGAUGUUGCUUCUCAAAUUCAGGACAUCUGAUUUCUAAGAGUAGGAGUGGGCGCUGACAGUGGGAAGGUGUGUGUCACAGGGACGGAGUCAGAAGGCAAUCAGGAAAGCCUCGGGAUUGAGUCUUGUAGGCUGGUCAGUGAGAGAGUACAUGCCAGGCAUGGGAGCACAGCCUGUGCAAAAGCAUGGAGGUGGGAAACGUUGAAUGGUCUGUAUAAGAGACCUGGACCAUAACAUGCAUAAAGAAGAGGAAUGUAAAGGUGGGAGGGGGCCAGACCAAGAAGGGUUUCAAAUGCCCACCAGGGGAACUUUCAUUGCUCCUAGAGGUAAUAGGGAGCCACUGGUGUUUCUGCAGCAGGGCAGGGACAGGGUCACAUGUUAUUGGACUAUUAUUUGAUAGCCAUGCUCUGGGGAGUGGGAGAAACUUGAGAUCAAUUAGGAAGUUAUUUUAAAAGUCCAAGAGGGAGAUGAUAAGGGCCCAAACUAGGGUAAUGACUAUGAAGGUAGAGAGGAGAGGAUAGAAAUAUUAGAGAAAUAAGAAAAUGAGGAAGAUGGAUAGACGUUGGAGGAAAAAGAUUUAAAUGACACUCUCUCUUCCCCAGCUCAUCCCUCCAUUUUAUCCACUAUUGGUUGCCAUAUUUGUUGUCAUGAGAGCCGCCUACCUCUUCCUGUUAUGUCUGCCUGCCGGGCUGCUGGCCCAGGGUCAGUAUGACAUUGACCCAGAUCACAUCCAGUAUACACAUUACGGGGACCAGAUUGACAAUCCCGAGUACUACGAUUACCAAGAGUCCACCCACCGCCCUCCAGAGGAGCAGCUGCAGUACCAGUCCCAGCAGCAGGUGCAGCAGGAAGUCAUCCCGGCCCCCACCCACGAAAACCCAGAAACAGAACCCACAGAGCCCGGACCUCUAGACUGCAGGGAGGAGCAGUACCCCUGCACCCGCCUCUACUCGGUCCACAGGCCCUGCAAACAGUGCCUCAAUGAGGUCUGCUUCUACAGCCUCCGCCGAAUGUACAUCAUCAACAAGGAAAUCUGCGUGCGAACCGUCUGCGCCCAUGAGGAGCUGCUCCGAGCCGACCUGUGCCGAGACAAGUUCUCCAAGUGUGGCGUAAUGGCGACGAGUGGCCUGUGCCAGUCUGUGGCUGCCUCCUGUGCCAGGAGCUGUGGGGGCUGCUAGUGGGCAGGGGGCACAGGGAGGGGGGCAGGGCCUGGAACCUCCAGGAGCACAAAUCCAGGCCAACGGGCUCAGGGGCUCAGGGCUGGCUUUGAUUCUUUUGUGGGGCUAAAAAAUUAACUGAUUCUUAAUUCUUUCCUUUGAGUGUGUGAACAGACAAGUACAGGGACUGGGUGGGGAAGGGGAUAUCCUGCCUCCUUCCUGUCCCCUGCCUCAUUUGCUCACCAGUCCCAGAUAUCAGCAAGGUCUGGAAGGGCCAAAAGAGGCCACAAAAUGGAUGGAGACAUGAUGUUCCAAUCCUGCCCCAGUAGCUGUGUAACCCUAGGCAAAUCCCAAUCUUUCUGUGCCUCAGUGUUUUCAUCUGUGAAAUGGGAGUUGGACCUGAUAGCUUAGGAGCCCCCUUCCAGCACUAAGCCUCUGAACCUGCCAGACUUAAAGACCCACAGCAAAACCCCCCUCCCGCCACGGCAGCGCAUUCCACUUGUGAAUGGCUCUCCUUCCACAACACUAAAAUCUGCCCAUGCACCUGCCCCCCAGUUUUGAGCUCUGGGGUAGAGCCAGGCAAGAUUACUUGCUUGGCCACUUGGCAGCCCUUCAGAUACUUGAAAAUCACUCAUGUCCCACCCCAGGCUCCCCCCUUCCUAUCUCCUGGCUGGACAUGCCCCCAGCUCCUUGUCAGUUUGGGCCCCCUGAUCCCCCAGGUGCCCCGCUUUGGCAUUGCAGCUGGAGCUAAGGAGGGGCUUGGGCAUGGAUGCCUGCUGCUCCCCCCGUCCCUCCCUCUGCCUGGUGCUCACUGGCACCCCACCUGUUUCCACCAAAGUAGGCCCUCGGGCAGGCCCCCCCUGCUCUAGGUUGGACGUACUGUAGUGGGGUGUCAGAUCAUAUCUAUUUUUUUUUUUUGUAUAAAAUAAAAGAAUUUUUCAAGAAAAAUAGUCACCCAAGUUUGGGAUCAGUAUGUUGAGGGAGGAGGAGAAGGGUGGAUCUGCCUUUUUCUCCUCUGGGGGGGCUGACAGAAGGGCGAGUGAGGAGAAAGCUGAACUCUCUAAGAAUAAAAAUAAUGAUUCUACGGGCAA